Messenger RNA from Salpingoeca rosetta, 972 nucleotides. RefSeq lists its product as uncharacterized. The coding region runs from base 1 to 972 and encodes 323 amino acids. The record is from RefSeq and is a predicted model, not a curated record. Lineage: Eukaryota; Choanoflagellata; Craspedida; Salpingoecidae. The transcript is spliced from 5 exons.
AUGCGCUCGUGCCAGGACACGGAGUGCGAGGUGUCGGCGCCCACAGCCACGACGGACCGCCUCUGGGCCACCAUCAGCACCUGCCCCAUGGAGCAGUUUGAGGUGCUCCCGCCCACCACCACCUCGGACCGUGCGUGCGCGCCCGCGUACUCUGUCUCGCUCAUCUUUGAUGCCAAGUUCAACGCCCUUGCCGGCACACAGUCGCGCCGCGAGGCGUUUGAGGCCGCGCUGGGCUCCAUCAUUGCUACCAUCCCCUCCCUGAACGAGGACAUUACGGCGUGCCUCUUCAACCGGUCCGUCUCUUGUGACAUGACCGUCAUGGCCUUCACCGCAUCGCCGUGCGAGGCCGACGCGUUCCUGGAACCUCCACUGCUGCCACCACUACCCACCACCAACGACAGCAACGAGCUCAGGGCAUCUAAUGCUGUUGGCUCUUGGACCAUCACGGCGCUGUUGGAAGAAACGCUAGCAGCAGCAGUGGUUGUGGUGGUCGUGGUGCACGCCAUGGCAACAGCAGCGACAGCUGAUGAGGUGGUGGUGGUGAAUGUGGUGGUGCUUGCAUUCCUCACGAGUUCCAGCAACAGCAAGGAGGUGGCCAUCGUGCUUCUGACCAGCCAUCGACAGUGCAGCGUUGCUGUGUGCCACGCGGUGCUUGAUGAUGCGUCGUUGUUGUUGUCACUGCGUCGGCUGUUUGUUAACACUGCAGCCAAACAGCCAAGUGCAAGGGGGUCUGCAACAACGACAACAAGGGCGCAGUCAUCCACAAGCCACCACUGUGUGUCAGGAGUGCUGCAGGGCACAGAAGACCCACAACGCAGGUCAGUCGACGACGCUAUUGUUGCUGCGGCUGCUCUUGAACGCCUCGCACCAGUCCUUCAAGCAAGUCCCUCCAGUGUCAGCUGCACUUGGUUGCCGUCCUUGUCUGCUGGUGGUGCUGUCAUCUGCACCGUGUCUCGUGGAUGGCCUGCGUGA